UUCUUCCCCGCAUCCAUAAUGGCAAUUUCCAAAUCAACACAAUCGCCUUUGGGUUGGCCCCUCUUCUCCAAUUUCCUCACCCCCUUUCCCCACCCAUUUUCCCCCAUCGCAAUUUCCCCACUCUUUCCCAUUUCCAAUUGGCCCAUUCUUCCCCCCACCCAAAAUGGCAAUUUCAAAUCACGAUCACCUUUGUGGUUGGCCCAAAUUGGCCCCUUUCCCCACCCAUUUUCCCCCAUCGCAAUUUCCCCACUCUCUCCCAUCUCCAAUUUACCCAUUCUUUCCCACCCCACGCCCAUAAUGCCAAUUUUCAAAUCAAAAUUGCGCGGGCCCAUUCCCAAUCGGCCACUCUUUUCAAAUUGCCCACCUUUCCCAUUAGCAGAAAAAAUCAGUAAAAAGUGUGUAUAUUGGUGCUCAACAUAUUAUGCAGAAUCAGACCCAAUGGAAACAUCGAAAUCUUCUUUUUACAGUAUAACAAUAUGAUUCAACAUUAGGUCAACUGUAGAAACAAUGGAUUCAAACGAGUUAAGGUCAACGAUCUGUUUAGAAUUUGGAAGUAAUUUACAACUACCAGGAAAGAAUGUGGGGAUUUUCUUCCAUUAUGAUUCUUGUCAAGCAAACUAUCAACUAGAUUGUCCUCUGUGUAUUUAGAUGAAAGAAUACUAGUACUCGUUGGUAUUUCGUCCGCCAAGUCUACUUGGGUAAGUUCUUCCAAUAAAUCCAUACAAUCGUGAAGCAAUCGGUAUUAAAUAGACUAUCGAGGAUAUAUAAAUACUAUAUGAACCAAAGUCUAGGGUAUAACGACUCUUUUUAUUGGACAGAGAGUUUUAUAGUGUCACGAUAAAAGAUCUUGAUGAGCUACAGGACUCAUAAUAGACGGACAACCCAGUGUGGUUCAAACAACCCAUUUCAUUCUAGUAGCACUAUCCAAUAAAUAUUCAUCUUGAGAAUGCAAAAUGAAACUACCUCCUAUCUAUAUCACGUACCUUGUAUAAAUCUUUUACAAUGGUU
Molecule: messenger RNA, 1008 nt
Organism: Galdieria sulphuraria
Lineage: Eukaryota; Rhodophyta; Bangiophyceae; Galdieriales; Galdieriaceae
Exons: 1
Coding region: 19-480 (153 amino acids)
Source: RefSeq, a predicted model, not a curated record